AUGCCGGGCGUGGCCCAAGGCCUCGCCGGACGGCUCACGGCGGGGUCGGGGGUGGAGGGCUGGGACGCGGGCAGUGCGGGGUCGUGGGCAGCCUGGGGGCGCCGAAGCAGGCCAGGUCCACCUCGGUGCCCGCUCUCUGGGAACCCUUGCCACACCCGGGCAAAGGGGACCCAGCGACGGAGGAGGGAGCCGAGCGGGAGACCCACAGGGGAGCCCGGCAGCGCCCACCGUUUCCGCCGUGGGCGCCUUUGUCCUCCCGACCCGUUGCCGGAGCUCCCGGGCUGCCUCCGGGGGGGCCCUUCCUCGCCACACCUGCCGCCUUACUCAGCCCCCUGUAAUCCCACUGUGUCCCCUGCGUCACGGUGGGCACUGCGGGGGUCUCUUUCCUCUGCCGUUCGAAGGAGCGAGCGAGGCACGGACGCUCGCGGGAGUGGAUCUGUGGGCCGAGCGCCGAGGGAAACCGCGGGGCCCCUUCUCCGGCGCGACUCGGGCUUCGGGGUGGCGCAGGGAGCGUGGCGCCCCGGGCACGUGGGCCGCGCCCCCGGAGCUGCCCCUGCAGCGACCCCUGCCCUGUCCACGCCGGCUUCUCACCCGCCCGCUCUCUGCUCCUUUCCCCCAGUGUGUCCCGGCAUGGACAUUCGGAACAACCUCACGAGACUCCACGAGCUGGCGAACUGCUCCGUCAUCGAGGGCCACCUGCAGAUACUGCUGAUGUUCAAGACGAGGCCCGAGGACUUCCGGGACCUCAGCUUCCCCAAGCUCACCAUGAUCACCGACUACCUGCUGCUCUUCCGGGUCUACGGGCUGGAGAGCCUCAAGGACCUGUUCCCCAACCUCACGGUCAUCCGGGGCUCGCGCCUCUUCUUCAACUACGCGCUGGUUGUCUUCGAGAUGGUCCACCUCAAGGAGCUCGGCCUGUACAGCCUCAUGAACAUCACCCGGGGCUCCGUCCGCAUCGAGAAGAACAACGAGCUGUGUUACCUGGCCACCAUCGACUGGUCGCGCAUCCUGGACUCCGUGGAGGACAACUACAUCGUGCUCAACAAAGACGACAACGAGGAGUGUGGGGACAUCUGCCCGGGCACCGCCAAGGGCAAGACCAGCUGCCCAGCCACCGUCAUCAACGGGCAGUUCGUGGAGCGCUGCUGGACACACAGCCACUGCCAGAAAGGUGAGCGCGGCGCAGGGGCAGCCGGUGCCCCGCCUCGUCGCCGGCUGCCUCUGGAGCGCCACGAGCCCGCGCGGCCGGACUUCGUGUCGGGACGUUGCUCUUUGCCGGGAGCAGCACACCCACACGUGUCCGCCGAGGGAGCCGUGGCUGGCAGCAGUGGCAGCGUGCCCGUUGGAAACGGGAGUCGGAGGACGACCCUGGGCUUCUCCGCGGCCUGUGCCCGCGAGCCCCGGCAGCGGAGGCAGGGCGGCUGGGCAGCCGAGCUCAACAAUGACGCUAUUGUGGCUGCGUCUGAGCAAGACGGGGAACAAGGAAGGGCCAGGGCCGGCCGCGGGCCGGACCCAGCGUGUCCUCUCGAGCGCGGGUGCCCGGGAGUGAGGAGUGCUCCCGCCCUGCGGGAAAGCGGGCGCCGCGUGCUGGUCAGCCUGAGCAGAAGCGCGGUGCGGGUAGAGGGAAGCACUGGCCAGGAGCCAGAGAGCAAACACUUCCGCGCCCAGGGCCAGAUGGCCUCCGCCACGGCUGCCCCGCUCUGCCCUCACCGCCGGGCAGCCGUGGCGUGCUGGGUCCCGGCGGGGCGGAGUGUCACCUGUCGCAAGCCCGGCGCCUGUGGAGACACCGCAGAGCACCCCAACACGUGGUCAUUUUGUGUCUCCGCCGGGGCGCUCGCACUCCUGGAGGGUCGGCAGGAGGCUGCAAGGUGGCUCCCAGCGGCCGGAUCCCGUGUCCUGCUGGACCCGGAGGACCGUGUCAGCCAGGACCUGGCCUCCGAGGUCCUGGACGGAGGGGGCCUGCUGGGUCGUAGCUGGCAGGCAUGCCUGAUGUGCACCCCGUGCCUGGGCCCGUGCCCCAAAGUCUGCCACAUCCUGGAGGGCGAGAAGACCAUCGACUCGGUGACCUCCGCCCAGGAGCUGCGCGGCUGCACCGUCAUCAACGGGAGCCUGGUCAUCAACAUCCGGGGGGGCACCCGGCUCUGA
Messenger RNA from Condylura cristata (star-nosed mole), 2145 nucleotides. RefSeq lists its product as uncharacterized. Lineage: Eukaryota; Metazoa; Chordata; Mammalia; Eulipotyphla; Talpidae. The transcript is spliced from 7 exons. Bases 1 to 2145 code for a protein of 714 amino acids. Gene Ontology annotation, molecular function: insulin receptor activity; insulin receptor substrate binding. The record is from RefSeq and is a predicted model, not a curated record. Gene Ontology annotation, cellular component: insulin receptor complex; axon. Gene Ontology annotation, biological process: positive regulation of MAPK cascade; glucose homeostasis; positive regulation of phosphatidylinositol 3-kinase/protein kinase B signal transduction.